Messenger RNA from Podospora pseudopauciseta, 582 nucleotides. RefSeq lists its product as uncharacterized. The record is from RefSeq and is a predicted model, not a curated record. The transcript is spliced from 3 exons. Bases 118 to 351 code for a protein of 77 amino acids. NCBI's taxonomy places the organism in Eukaryota, Fungi, Ascomycota, Sordariomycetes, Sordariales, Podosporaceae.
AUUUUGGCAUAAAAGGGGGGUCCCCAUCAUCGUUAAGAUUCAUUGCACCGGGCAGUUUGCGUUCAACUUUCCUCCUUCAAGAGACAUCGGCUUCGAAUCCACUCAACAAAAGCGAACAUGGCCCGGAAAAGGUGGUACGCUGUGGCAAGGGGUCGCCAGCCGGGUGUAUACGAGACAUGGGAGCAAACCGAGGCGCAGGUUCUGGGAUUUCCAGAUAACCGUUACAAAUCCUUUCCAACAAAAGAAGAAGCCGAGAAAUUUGUAGGGGAGAACAGAAAUACCGAGGCUGAGCCGCUUGGGGAUGCUGAAACUCGGGACGCAUCCACGCAGCCAUCGGCAGCAGGUGAAUAAACUUGCAGAUCACAAGCUCUCAACACCAGGCGGGGGGAAGGAGAGGUAUUGGCAGCGCCAAGAGAACAAGGGCCAAGCCAACAAGGGCAGGUUGGACAUCAGAGUAAAUGUUUCUCGGGUGUGAAGUUGCUAAGGAUGAAGCCAUCGUGAAUUACCUUAACUCAUUCGACUAAGACAGGUAGCUGCACGGUGUGAGAAUGACACGUGGUCAAUAAACAGGAUGAAAUUUUC